Molecule: messenger RNA, 3868 nt
Organism: Limanda limanda (common dab)
Lineage: Eukaryota; Metazoa; Chordata; Actinopteri; Pleuronectiformes; Pleuronectidae
Gene: fbxl3a
Product: F-box and leucine-rich repeat protein 3a
Exons: 5
Coding region: 163-1524 (453 amino acids)
Biological process (GO): G2/M transition of mitotic cell cycle; regulation of cell cycle; entrainment of circadian clock by photoperiod
Cellular component (GO): cytosol; nucleus; SCF ubiquitin ligase complex
Molecular function (GO): protein binding
Source: RefSeq, a predicted model, not a curated record
AGUUUCUUUCCCCGGAAAACGAGCCUCCUUGGUCGGCCACUGCUUUACAAACGGGCGGCCCGGUCACGGUGCUCCCAUGCUAGUUCUCCGGCCGCUGCGGAGGAGCUUUUCCAGCGUCAACCGGCCAGGUGUCGGAUUUUCCUGCUAACGUAAACAAGAAGGAUGAAGCGGAUAAAAGGAGCUGAGGAGGGCAGCAACGGCUCCCCUAGCAAAAGCCCACCAGAGGAGAGCAAGAAAGUUCGGAAGCAGUUGAGCGAGGGUCCGGAGGCCGAGGAUCCAGGGGUCGAGGAUCCAGCGGCCGAGGGUCCAGAGGCCGAGGGUCCAGAGGCCGAGGCAGAGAGCGACUGGGUGCAGCUUCCUCAGGAGCUCCUGCUCCACAUCUUCCGGUUCCUUCCGCUGCUGGACCGGGCGUUUGCCUCUCAGGUGUGUCGGCGGUGGAACCAGGUGUUCCACAUGCCUGAGCUGUGGAGAUGCUUCGAGUUUGAGCUCAACCAGCCGGCGAGCUCUUACCUGAAAGCCACACAUCCAGACCUCAUCAAGCAGAUCAUAAAGAGGCACUCCAACCACCUGCAGUACGUCAGCUUCAAGGUGGACAGUAGUACAGAGUCUGCAGAGGCUGCAUGUGACAUUCUUUCACAGUUGGUGAACUGCUCACUGAAGACCUUGGGUCUUAUAUCUACAGCCAGACCAAGUUUCAUGGAGGUUCCAAAGUCUCACUUCAUCUCAGCUCUGACCGUGGUGUUCGUCAACUCCAAGUCGCUCUCCUCGCUGAAGAUCGACGACACGCCGGUCGAUGACCCGUCUCUGAAGGUGCUGGUGGCCAAUAACAGUGAAACCCUGAAACUGCUGAAGAUGAGCAGCUGCCCUCACGUCUCCCCGGCAGGAAUCCUAUGUGUGGCAGACCAGUGUCACGGGCUGAGAGAGCUUGCGCUGAACUACCACCUCCUGAGUGACGAGCUCCUGCUGGCCCUCUCCUCGGAGAAACACGUCCACCUGGAACACCUGCGUAUCGACGUGGUGAGCGAGAACCCUGGCCAGAACUUCCACACCAUCAAGAAGAGCAGCUGGGACGCCAUGGUGCGGCACUCGCCCAAAUUCAACCUGGUCAUGUACUUCUUUCUCUACGAAGACGAGUUUGGUCCUUUCUUCAACGAGGAAACCCCUGUCACGCACCUCUACUUCGGCCGCUCGGUCAGCAAGGACGUCUUGGGCCGUGUGGGCCUCCACUGCCCCCGUCUGGUGGAGCUGGUGGUGUGCGCCAACGGCCUGCGCCCCUUGGACGAGGAGCUGAUCCGCAUCGCGAAGCACUGCACCCAGCUGUCAGCCAUCGGCCUGGGGGAGUGUGAAGUCUCCUGCAGUGCUUUUGUGGAGGUCGUGAAGAUGUGCGGCCGGAGACUCUCCCAGCUCUCCAUCAUGGAGGAGGUGCUGAUUCCCGAUCACAAAUACUCCCUGGAUGAGAUUCAGUGGGAGGUUUCGAAGCACCUGGGCCGGGUCUGGUUCCCAGACAUGAUGCCGACAUGGUGAAGCAAAUCCACAGAGCAGCUCAGUACGUGAAGCGUGUGGUGUAGAACACGGCCUCCAUGUUUGCACUGAAAAGCCUUUAAAUGCUCAGCUGCAGUGGAAUGUUUAGUGCCAUCGUGGAGAGCAUAGACUUGCUUCUGAACCCUUGUGUCAUGUAAAGUGCAGCAACCGCCUGCUACACAAUGUCAUGAAGUGCAAUAACCACAGCAAUCUCAAGUAGUAGAAAACAGACUGUGGAUCCUGCUUUGGCCAACGCAAAUACAGCACUCGACAAGCCGGCUUCUUCACAUGUUCUUCAGACCAGUGCAGGGGGACCUUUUUGACAAAAAGAGUAAUUUUUAUAACUGCAAACUGACAUAUUUGGACAAUAAGGAACACAGUUGCCUGGUGUUACACUACCACUCGGCCUACCUAAAUCCAGUCUACAAUAGCUACUCUGCAGUCUGUAACAAUAUAUGCCAUUGGAGUAUCUCCAAAUGGCUUUAUUUAUUUAAAGUAAUUGCAGAUAUAUUUUUACAGCUGUGUACAUCAAUUGGCUUGAAAAAAUAGAUUUUUAUUUAUUUCCUAAGCACCUUACGUGAACACUAAAUAAUCACUAGGACAAACCAAGUCCUUCUGCUUGACAUGAAAAGCAAUGAAACGAUUGUUGUUAUCAAUUUGCCUUAGUUGGACCCAGAUUUAAAUGCUGAUUAUUGAGGCUGUACUGGGAUUUUGACAUCAAGAACAAUAUAUUGAAGUGAUAAAUCUGUAAUUACCGAUGGAAAAAUGAAGCAAGAGAGAAAUUAUUCUUUGUAAAUACAAACCCUGCACAGACACGUCUGAAUCUUUGCAGUUAUUCAACAGAUGGACGUGUCUCUGCAGCUGUUUGCUCACAGUGCACGCCGAGAAUGCAAAAGACAAUCAAUUUGUCUUGCAGGUGCAUCAAAUUAAUAUAUUUCCUAUGUAGGUUUCAUUUGUAUCUUCUGCUAUUUGCCUGUUGAAGAUCUGGUGUAUUCACCCUUCUCAUUACAAACACCGUCUCUCCAGGUUUUCUUCAUGGUCCCGUUGCCCAAUAUCAUCCAAACCAUUUCAGUCGAAAGAGAUUUGGCAAGUCAGAUGAGUGAAACAAAUGUUCUUUUCCUUUAAGAAGGAAGUCAAAUGCAUGUGUAUAUAAAACGCUGUUUGAUUAUUAUUAUGAAUUGAAAUGUACCCUCUGUCCGGGUUUGAUGUUUCCUUAAUGGCUUGUGUCUUUUAUAAGAGUUCAAGUUGUCCUUUGCUCGAUGGAUAAUUUUCAUUCUAUUGUCUCAAGAGAAGUCAGGUUGUGUAAUUUAUUGAGGAGGAUACUGCUUUUCUAAUUCAUUUCUACUUUCUGAGAUGUAUAAAAAGAAAGCACUCAUUUUAACCAGCAAGCAGACCAGCAGCAGGAUUUGGUUCUAUUGGUUCCACUUCUUUCUUUGUGGCUUUGUUGCAGGCAGGUGGUUUAAAAGUUCUGACUUUACUACCAAACAAUGUUUUAACAUAAUUCAUCAAUACAUGGAGAUUAAAACAAAGAUGUAGCAUACUCCAUUCAGGGAAUUUUAUCCUGCACUCUAUGCAGAGGAAGGCCAAAAUUGUAAGAAUUUGUAUAAAAGAGUUUAUUUUGCAGCUGAAAAGCACUAGACCUCAUGGUGGAAUGCACUUAUUGUAAGUCACUUUGGAUAAAAGCGUUAGCUAAAUGUAAUAUAAAGUUACAGGAAUCAAACUGUUCACCUGAAAACAUGUCAAACUUAGUGGACAAACUUUUGGACGUCGCAGUAUGCCAUUUGGAUUUAUGUAAAAACCCAGAUUUUUGGUUUUUACAGCUUCUGCCAGACUGCAUUCCUUUGUAUUAAUCAUUCUCAUGUAGACACUUAAUGAAGCUAAACUGUAACACAAACUACAAACUGAGACACUUAAGUUGUAGGAUUGCUAACAUUUAUUAUUGUAUGGGUGUCUGGUCACUGAAGUAGAUUCCUGUGCUGAUUGUCUAUGCUUGUGUACUUUAGUAUCUUUACGGUACAGUAACAUAUCGCCGGAUUAUUUUUAUUAAUUUAUGCAGUGCAUUUAACAAUAAUUAAUGCAGCAGCUUCGAACUAAGGUUGUGUCUUAAUAGCGCUUCUCGUUUCUCUUUCAUAAAGACGCCUGUUCACAGUAAUAGUUAUUUUCACCUCAGUUGUUCUGCAAUUCCUCCCGUAAGGAAUAAAUAAACUGGUGUUGAUAAUGCUGUCCUUCAGUGUUGCUUCUGUUUGGCAAAUGUUUUGUUCACUUUGCUUUUCUGGUCACCUGUCUUGAAAUGACAAUUUUUUUGGGAUAUGUGAUCUUAUACCGGUAAUUACAUUUCUAAAUGUAC